CUUUUGGUCACUUUGACGCUUGUCCGCACAGAUUUGAGGCAGGUUGAUUAUUGGGAAGCACGGGCUGCGAUAGACAAUGAUGAGGCGGUGAAGUGCAGCUAAUGCAAGUGUAAUUCGCGCGUAUCCUGUCAGAAAUAUACAUAUUUUACGACUUCUUGUGCAAAAAAUGACGACGACCACGAACUAUCAAGGGAUGGAGCCCGGUUCUAAAAGCAGUUCCAGGGUUCUGCGCCCUCCUGGCGGCGCCUCCAACUUCUCGCUUGGUGCAGAUGAGGAGAAGCCUCCCGUCCGGAAAGACAAGAUGGCCUCCAGUGUUUUCGCUGAGCCGGAGGACCCCUAUGCUAAUAGAAGGAACAAUCCACCAGGUGGGAAGCCCACAGGUGUGCUUUGCGGUGAGCCGUCAGCCCCCCGGAGGAGAGGAGGGAACCAGACCACCGACCUCUCCGCAGAGGCCCCCGCCGCGGACGGAGAAAAUUCUGUACCCGAUUCUGAAAACAGUGCUCCUGAGCCGGAAGCCGUCCCAGAGCAGAAGGAGGAGGAGGCCCCCUCAGCCGACCAUCCCGCUGCAGGAGUACCGUCCGGCCGCAGGAAUCCCCCCGGGGGCAAGUCCAGCCUGAUCCUGGGAUGAAUCCAAGCCAACCACCCCUCCCUCCCUUCGUCCACUCAUCUCUGAACUCGUCUUUUUUUCAUUUUAUUUGUUUAACAAGGAACCCCCCCGGCCCAUUUGUCUGAACCGAGAGAAUCCUACCUGGUGUGCAACAGACACCAGUCUCCUCCACAUCCCUUAAGUGCAUUGUUUUGAUACCUCUUUUCUGAAAGCCGUUUUGUACCGUUUGUUUGUUUGUUUGUUUGUUUUUGAUGGAAGCACUUUAUGUAUUUCUAUGUGUACGGUUCAAAAUCUGCCUUUCCCCCCUGCAACACAGGGUACAAGGAUCACAUUUCUCAUAUCAAAUAGCGAUAAAUUAAUCUCCCCUAACUUUAUUGCGACAGCAUAAACGGUGUGUGAUUGUACGAGCAGUUUCCAGAACACAAGCGGAAAAAGGAGAAAAGAAAGCUGUCACUUUUGCACCGUGUUCAGUUUUGACCCAUCUUGCAUGCACGUCUGGUCUGUAAACGUAUGAAUGUGAGAAGAAACAUAACUGUGAAGAUUUUUAUUAUUAUUUAUUAUUUAACCUGUUAGUUGUUUUUUGUUUUUUUUAUUGUGGAAUAAUUGUCGUACUGUUGCAUGAAGCUGGAAUCUUUCUACUGAUUAUCUUAAUAUCCACUUAUGAGUCCCAUAAAUGACUGUCAUUGUGAUCUUAAGGGUGCAAACGUGUAUUCAGAGGACUUCUGUAGGUCCCGUGUCAGGUGACGGAAUUGGAAAAAGCCUUUUUUUAUAUUGCAGUCACUAACUUUAGAUUAUUGUAACCCCAGUGCCGGUUUUGAGUGUUUUUCACAGGCCAAAUUUACAGUGUGCCUGUUAAUGUGUUAGGCUACAACAUCAAAUAAGGUUGGGUUUUCUCAAUUGCAUCCUGCCAGCAUGAAGGAGUGCUUAGUUUCUCUAUUGCGAGUCAAUGGAAUGUUGUUGGUCCUGAAGUGUUGGUGAACCCAUCCUAGAUUUGACAAGUGACCUUAUGACAACUCAGCCUUUUUUGCUAUGUUUUUACCCCCCCCCCCCCCCCCUCCUCCUUCUACACGUGUUUAUCAUCCUGCUCACUAGAAAGAUACAACAGCCUUUUUGUACAUGUCAUCGUCGCAUUAUUUAAAAACCAAAAGUCAAAUUCCCUCCUGCUUCUGUCUUGUUGAGUCGCGUGCGGCGACUGCAGCCGUCACGCAGGAAGAACAACAUUUCUGAAAUGUAGUUCCUGUGGCGUCUUGUUUCUGAACGUGUUAGGAUGCAAAGACGCGUCUGUUUUGCAUCCUAUGCCAAUUCCCCUCGCUGGAUGUUGAGUCGCUGCAGAAAAUUGAAAUCAUGAAAAAUGGCACAAAGUGGAAAUGAAUAUUAAAAAUCAAUUUUGACCAUG
This is a messenger RNA of Anarrhichthys ocellatus (wolf-eel), 2003 nucleotides long. It is a transcript of the gene jpt1a, whose product is annotated as Jupiter microtubule associated homolog 1a. The transcript has 5 exons. Lineage: Eukaryota; Metazoa; Chordata; Actinopteri; Perciformes; Anarhichadidae. The coding region runs from base 167 to 628 and encodes 153 amino acids. The record is from RefSeq and is a predicted model, not a curated record. Gene Ontology annotation, cellular component: nucleus.